This is a messenger RNA of Podarcis raffonei (Aeolian wall lizard), 1215 nucleotides long. RefSeq names its product aryl hydrocarbon receptor interacting protein (gene AIP). Lineage: Eukaryota; Metazoa; Chordata; Lepidosauria; Squamata; Lacertidae. The coding region runs from base 186 to 1178 and encodes 330 amino acids. The record is from RefSeq and is a predicted model, not a curated record. Gene Ontology annotation, molecular function: protein binding; peptidyl-prolyl cis-trans isomerase activity. The transcript is spliced from 6 exons.
UAGCCGGCCGAGGCUGAGCCCGAGUCCUUCCGAAAGACUUCGGCUGCCGCCAGCCGCGUCCGAAGCCGGAUACGGAAAUAACCGACGACAUCCGGCAUCCGCCGAAGGGAGCUUCGGCGGCUCAUCCGUAGGCUACGGAGACGCACGAAGGUUGCCUCGAAGCAAAACUCGGGCGAGGAGCCAUCAUGGCGGACCAGGUCGAGCAGCUCCGGGCGGAUGGCAUCCAGAAGCGGUUGGUGCAGGAAGGCCGAGGGCCCCAACCAGAUUACCAAGAUGGUACCAAGGUGACCUUCCACUACCGCACACUGCUUUGCAGUCCGGACCAGCGAGUCUUGGAUGACAGCCGUACCCGAGGGAAGCCCAUGGAGCUCAUCAUUGGCAAGAAAUUCAAGCUGCCCGUUUGGGAGACUAUCCUGCACACCAUGAGAGAGGGAGAGAUGGCUGAGUUCUUGUGUGACACAAAGCAUGUGGUCUUGUACCCAAUGGUGUCAAAGAGCUUGAGGAACAUUGCGGCUGGGAAGGAUCCACUGGAGGGACAACGGCAUUGCUGUGGCAUUGCUCAGAUGCAUGAGCAUCACUCCCUGGGUUACCCAGACCUCGAUGAGCUGCAGCAGAACCCCCAGCCCCUCAUCUUUGCCAUUGAGAUGCUCAAGGUGGAAGUUCCUGGCACAUACCGGCAAGAUCCCUGGGCCAUGUCAGAUGACGAGAAAGUGAAGGCUGUGCCCCUGAUCCACCAGGAAGGCAAUGAACUCUACAAGGAAGGCAAAGUGCAGGAGGCGGCUGCCAAGUACUACGAUGCCAUCGCUUGCCUCAAGAACCUGCAGAUGAAGGAGCAGCCCGGAUCCCCAGACUGGAUCCAGCUGGACCAACAAAUCACCCCUUUGCUGCUGAAUUACUGCCAGUGUAAGCUGUUGAACGAGGAGUAUUACGAGGUGCUGGAUCACUGCUCCUCUAUUCUCAACAAGUAUGAAGAUAACGUCAAAGCCUACUUCAAGCGAGCCAAGGCCCAUGCUGCUGUUUGGAAUGCAACCGAAGCGCAGGCUGACUUUGCCAAGGUCUUGCAGCUGGAUCCGUCGUUGGGCCCUGUGGUUGCCCGGGAGCUGCGUAGCCUGGAGACCCGCUUACGUCAGAAGGAAGACGAGGACAAGAUCCGUUUCAAAGGCAUAUUCUCCCAGUAGCCACGAUGCCGCCUGCUGCUGUCCCACUCAGGACAGC